Messenger RNA from Gossypium raimondii (Peruvian cotton), 1216 nucleotides. RefSeq names its product peroxidase 12. Gene Ontology annotation, biological process: hydrogen peroxide catabolic process; response to oxidative stress. The transcript has 3 exons. Bases 36 to 1085 code for a protein of 349 amino acids. Gene Ontology annotation, cellular component: plant-type cell wall; plasmodesma. NCBI's taxonomy places the organism in Eukaryota, Viridiplantae, Streptophyta, Magnoliopsida, Malvales, Malvaceae. Gene Ontology annotation, molecular function: heme binding; peroxidase activity. The record is from RefSeq and is a predicted model, not a curated record.
UGGUCUAUCCGAAACACAAGAAACAACAAGUAGGCAUGGCUAAAGCUACAUCUUUUACUGCUUUCCUUUUGAUGUCUUCUCUAUUUCUUUCUUCUCACUUUUCUGUCUCAAAAGCAGACAACUCCGCUCCCAUAGUGAGUGGUCUCUCAUGGACUUUCUACAAAACUUCAUGUCCCAAAGUAGAAUCCAUUAUUAGAAAACAACUGCAGAAGGUUUUCAAGAAGGACAUAGGCCAAGCUGCUGGCUUGCUCCGUCUUCAUUUCCAUGACUGCUUUGUUCAGGGAUGUGAUGCAUCGGUGCUGCUGGAUGGAUCAGCGAGUGGACCAAGCGAGCAGGAUGCUCCGCCGAACCUGACCUUGAGAGGAUUCGAAAUCAUCAAUGACCUGCGUGCGCGUGUCCACAAGGAGUGUGGAAGAGUCGUCUCUUGUGCUGAUAUCGCUGCUCUUGCUGCUCGUGACUCUGUUUACCUGUCUGGAGGUCCGGACUAUGACGUGCCAUUGGGAAGGCGGGAUGGACUGAGCUUCGCCACAAGAAAUGCUACAUUGCAGAACUUGCCCGCACCCUUCGCCAAUGCUACCGCCAUCCUCUCCAGUCUCGCUACCAAAAACUUUGACCCCACAGAUGUUGUGGCUCUCUCUGGUGGCCACACCAUCGGCAUCAGCCAUUGCAGCUCUUUCACUGGCCGCCUUUACCCUACUCAAGACACCACCAUGGAUCAAACCUUUGCCAAAAACCUCAAGCAAGUUUGUCCUACUGCAAAUUCUUCAAACACCACGGUGUUAGAUAUAAGGACCCCUAACAAAUUCGAUAACAAGUAUUACGUUGAUCUCAUGAACCGCCAGGGUCUUUUCACCUCCGACCAAGACUUGUACACAAAUAGUAGGACCAGGGGCAUUGUUACUAGCUUUGCUGUUAACCAGACUCUCUUCUUUGAGAAGUUUGUGGCGGCCAUGGUAAAGAUGAGUCAGUUGAGUGUCUUGACAGGCAAGGCCGGUGAAAUUCGUGCCAAUUGCUCCGUAAGGAAUGCCAAUAACAACUCCCUCUUAGCGUCUGUGGUGGAAGAGGAAGCUAGGUCUGAAUAUUAAGGACUUAACAUCUUAACUAUGUUUUUGUAUCACAUCUUUUCUUUGUCGGUGUAUUUGCUUGCUUAAGUUGGGGUGACGGGGUUUGUAUCCAGUGUUAACUUUUAAUAAAAGUAUCCAAACUUUGAUGAAAA